Messenger RNA from Saccoglossus kowalevskii, 1690 nucleotides. RefSeq names its product 2-hydroxyacyl-CoA lyase 2. The record is from RefSeq and is a predicted model, not a curated record. Gene Ontology annotation, molecular function: flavin adenine dinucleotide binding; acetolactate synthase activity; magnesium ion binding. Gene Ontology annotation, cellular component: acetolactate synthase complex. Gene Ontology annotation, biological process: L-valine biosynthetic process. NCBI's taxonomy places the organism in Eukaryota, Metazoa, Hemichordata, Enteropneusta, Harrimaniidae.
GGUCGGAAUGGAUAGGUCAGAUAUCGUUUCGUCGGUGAUAUUUUUGUUAAUAGCUGCCGCAGUGUACGCAAUUUACGUAUGUAUACAACGUCUUGGAAUAGUUUAUCAAUUCUUUCAUAAGGUUGAUGAGACAUCGACACGCAAUGGAGGUGAAUUGGUGGCUGAAGUUCUGAAGUCUCACGGUAUAAAGUAUCUAUUUACUUUGUGUGGUGGUCAUGUGUCUCCUGUAUUAGUUGGAGCAGAGAAAGCCGGUAUACGAGUUGUUGAUGUCAGACAUGAAGCAACAUCAGUAUUUGCUGCUGAUGCUGUUGCUAGGUUAUCUGGUACUGUUGGUGCUGCCGUGGUGACUGCUGGUCCAGGACUGACUAACACAGUGACUGCCGUCAAGAAUGCUCAGAUGGCUGAAUCACCUCUUUUGUUGAUGGGUGGGGCUGCAGUUACCCUGCUGAAGGGUAGAGGAGCUCUCCAAGACAUUGAUCAAAUGUGUCUAUUUAAACCUAUAUGUAAAUUUACAGCAACUAUUCGUUACAUUCGGGAAAUUAAACCAACGCUGCGGAAAGCGCUGUCUAUAGCACAAUCUGGAACACCAGGUCCUGUUUUUGUUGAAUUUCCAAUUGAUACUUUGUAUCCAUACCAAAUUGUAUCAAAGGAAAUAAACCCCAAAAAACCUGCAAAUAAAAAAUCUAGUAUUGGACAAAAGAUCACAGAUUGGUAUCUAAAUAAUUACUUGAAGAAUUUACAUGCUGGUGCCUGGGAAGAGAGAGAUAGCAGUCCUUUACCUGUCUACAGACCCAUGGCCAGUCCUUCUGAAGUUCAAACGUCUGCAGAGUAUGUGAGUAGAUGUAAGAAACCUGUAAUAUUGUUAGGAAGUCAGUCUACAUUGCCACCAACACCAGUGGAUCAACUGAGAAAAUCAUUAGAGAUCCUUGGCAUUCCAUGCUUUCUUGGUGGUAUGUCGAGAGGUCUUCUAGGAAAAAACAGUCCAAUUCACAUACGUCAACGUCGCAGAGAUGCCCUAAAGGAAGCUGAUGUUGUUAUUCUUGUUGGUAUGGUGUGUGAUUUCAGACUUGGUUAUGGUCGGGUGCUAAACAGAAAAUCCAAAAUAAUAGCUGUAAAUAGAAAUAUGGAGCAGCUAUACAAGAACUCUGACAUGUUUUGGAAGCCCUCUAUUGCAAUUCAAGGAGACCCAGCUUCAUUCAUUGUGGAGCUUCAAAAGAAACUUGAUGGAUACAAAUGUGACACUGAAUGGGUCUCAACUCUGAAAGAAAGAGACAUGGAGAAAGAAAAAACAAACAGUGAUCAAGCUCAACAAAUCACCAAUGUACAUCUGAAUCCCUUGAAGAUUUUACACUGCUUGGAUGAAUUACUGCCAAGUGAUAGUGUUUUAGUUGCAGACGGAGGUGACUUUGUUGGUAGUGCUGCGUACAUUGUCAGACCUGAUGGUCCACUGCGCUGGUUAGAUCCUGGUGCUUUUGGGACAUUAGGAGUUGGAGCUGGGUUUGCUUUAGGUGCCAAGUUGUGCCGUCCAGAUGCUGAGGUCUGGAUCAUUUAUGGCGAUGGUUCCCUAGGUUACAGUGUUGCAGAAUUUGACACAUUUACUCGACACAAGGUAAGAUUUCCACUCUUGAUUUGUGUUCUAUUCAAGAAUGAAAAAUUUACAAUUGCAAAAAUUACCUUGCAAAAAUAUUGA